CACAAUAAAUAAAUGGAGAUAAACACAUCCAUUUUCCACAAUAUAUUUUCCCCUCACAAUAAACCAGAAACUCUCCGUACAUAACCAAACCAAUUAUGGAACCAGAGCUCCGACGUUUCGCCGCCGCAACGGAAUAUUCCGGCGACUUCGACGGCGCCUGCUCCACCCCCUACGCCAGCGCUCCUUCCAGCCCCGGCGCCCAAGCCGGCUUCUACUACAGCGCUCCCGCCAGUCCCACCCACUUUAUCCUCUCCACCGCCGCCCGCAAACCCUACACCGCCUCCUCCACGGCGGGGCCGGCGGACGCCAGUUCUUCGUUCGAAUUUGACUUCUCCUCGCCGGCAUUCAUGACCUCCGCCGACGAGCUCUUCUCCAACGGCCAGAUCCGGCCGAUGAAGCUCUCCGCCCAUCUCCAGCGCCCGCAGAUCCUCCCCCCACUGAUCGAGUCCUCCGACGACGUCGCAGACGCCGACCAGAGCAUCUCCCGCCGGAGGGACCUCAAGUCCCGGUCCGCACCCCUCCGCCGGAGGACCAGAUCCAUGUCCCCAAACAGAACGACGUCGUUACAGUGGCGGGAAGAAGAGAACAGCGCCGCAGCGAAGGGGCGAAACGACGUCGGUUCAUCUCCGCGCGGAAAUAUCCCCAAAUACGACGCCGGAACCACCGAAACGGCGUCGUCCGCCGGCCGGAGCUCGCGGCGGUGGAUCUCUCUCAAGGAUUUUAUGUACAGAAGCAAAAGCGAAGGGCACAAAUUUUGGGGAUCGCUCUCCUUCUCCUCCCCUGUAAAGGAGAAGAAGAUUCCUCCGCCAUUGCCGCCGAAGUCCAGUCGGGAAGGUAAGAAGAGGGCGGCGAAUCACCGGAGCAGCGUCGGCGCCGGAAAAUCGCCGCAUGAAUUGCAUUACACGGCGAACCGAGCUCAGGCGGAGGAGAUGAGGAAGAAGACGUUCCUGCCGUACAGGCAGGGAUUGCUCGGCUAUUUAGGGUUCAGUUCGUCGUCCAAAAGCUCUGCCGCCAUUAAUGGAUUCGCCCGAGCUUGAAUUACUUCGCCGAUUAAUUAAGGUAAAUAUUGAAAAAUAAAUAAAAAUUUAUUUAUUUAUUUAUUGGGAUUGAGAUUGGGUUGUAUAAAAUAAUAAUAAUAAAAAGGUGUUUGUGUUGUCUUGUAAUAUAUUUAUUUAAUAAUUAAAACGCUCAAUUUUAAUUUUA
Messenger RNA from Andrographis paniculata, 1203 nucleotides. RefSeq lists its product as uncharacterized. The transcript has a single exon. The coding region runs from base 96 to 1037 and encodes 313 amino acids. NCBI's taxonomy places the organism in Eukaryota, Viridiplantae, Streptophyta, Magnoliopsida, Lamiales, Acanthaceae. The record is from RefSeq and is a predicted model, not a curated record.